Molecule: messenger RNA, 2327 nt
Organism: Arachis stenosperma
Lineage: Eukaryota; Viridiplantae; Streptophyta; Magnoliopsida; Fabales; Fabaceae
Exons: 7
Coding region: 588-1571 (327 amino acids)
Biological process (GO): transmembrane transport
Source: RefSeq, a predicted model, not a curated record
UAUUCCCCACAAAAGCCCACAUAUUCUCCCAAACAGUAACAUUCUCCUACACUUGUUACCACGGUAGACUCUUUCCUUCAAACCAAAGUAAAAUCAAUUCUCACCGUCGAUCUUUUAUUUCAAAAUCUAUUCUACCAUCUUACUGACGCGGAACACCAAACUACUGUGCAACCCUCGAUAGUGAACAACCACCAUUUUGCUCUAAUUUUCCUCGUGAAACCAACCUAGGCUAAUACGGCAUCGUUUCACACAAGCCACGUCACAAAAACGACGUCGCAAGUAAGUGAAGGCGAGAGAGGGGAAAAAAGGAAAAAGAAAAAAAAAAGAAAAAGAAAGGGAAAACCUUGUUUUGAAAUUUCCCAUAGCUAAGUCGACGAAGUAAAGAAGAGAACAAAUAGAGUGUGGAAUGGGGGAAAGGAAAUGCUUGAUACUCAGUUUUGGUUCAAUCUUCUGAUAGUUGAAGUUUGAUUCUUUUUAAAGCGAUACGUUGCGUUUUGGAGUUUUGGUGUUAGUGUGGAUUCGGUUUAGUGAGGGAAGGGUUUGUGAAAUUUUUUGAGCGAUAAGGAAAAAAAAAUACAAAAUUGGAGAUGCAAACGGAGGCUAGGGUUGGCGUGGCGGUGGAGGGAGGUGUGAGGAAGCUGGUUCAGCCGCCGCAGCAGAAGCCACAGCAGCUUGGGACGGUGUCGCAGCUUCUUGCAGGAGGAGUCGCCGGCGCCCUCGCCAAGACCUGUACGGCGCCGCUUGCGAGACUCACCAUCCUCUUUCAGGUUCAAGGCAUGCAUUCUAAUGUUGCAACUUUGAGAAAACUCAGCAUAUGGAGUGAGGCAUCAAGAAUUAUUCAUGAAGAGGGAUUUCGAGCUUUCUGGAAAGGAAAUUUGGUUACAAUUGCUCACCGCCUACCCUAUUCGUCUGUUAACUUUUAUGCAUAUGAGCACUACAAGAAGUUAUUGAAGACAAUUCCUGUAUUGCAAAGUCAUACAGAUAAUGUCAGCGCAGAUCUUUGCAUACAGUUUGUAGGUGGUGGUCUGGCAGGAAUAACUGCUUCUGCAUCUACUUAUCCGUUGGAUCUUGUAAGAACACGGCUUGCUGCUCAGACAAACACCUCAUACUAUAGUGGUAUAUUUAAUGCUUUACAAACUAUUAGCAAGGAAGAGGGAAUAUUUGGCCUUUACAAGGGACUUGGAACUACACUCUUGACUGUAGGACCAAGUAUAGCAAUAAGCUUCACUGUAUAUGAAAGCAUGAGAUCUUAUUGGCAAUCAAAUAGACCCAAUGAUUCAGCUGCUGUUGUCAGUCUGGCUUGUGGCAGUCUUUCAGGCAUUGCAUCAUCAACAGCAACAUUUCCCUUGGAUCUUGUGAGGCGCCGGAAGCAACUGGAAGGGGCUGGUGGGCGAGCCCGUGUGUAUACAAUGGGCCUCUUUGGUAUGUUCAGACACAUUAUUCGGACUGAAGGUCUGCGAGGUCUAUACAGAGGAAUUUUGCCUGAAUACUACAAGGUGGUGCCUGGUGUAGGCAUUUGCUUUAUGACCUACGAUACACUGAAGAAGCUUUUAGCCGACAUUUCUGCAUAAUCGCACAAUUAUGCUUUGGAGUUCUGAGAUACAAUUAAGUCGAUAAAGUUAUAUGCCGACAUUUCUGCAUAAUCGCACAAUUCUGCUUUGGAGUUCCGAGAUACAAUUAAGUCGAUAAAGUUAUAUACUGAUUUAAGUUCGUAAGUUAUACUGAUUUAAGUUCAUUAUAUUUCAUGGGUUCGCAUGGUGGCAAUUUUGUGAUGCUGCUGUGGGGAUUGCAUUUUUUCCCUGUACAGAUCAUCAAGAACAUUUAAUAUUUACCCGUUAGCAGUCUUGUAUUCUCAUGUGGUCUUCUCUGUCUUGCGCUUGCGCUCUCUGGAAGACAGAGUACUGGAAUGAACUAUAAUAUCAGCAACUGAAUGCCUUAAGGAGACAGUUUUUGCACAUGGAAUCUAUAUACUGUCUUUGUUCACCAGAUGAAGUUGAAGAUAUCCAUGUGAUUGUAGGCUUUCAGUGUUGUGCAGCAUUGCUGUUUUUCCCCUCAAGAAGGAUCGUUAUUUCAGAAGUGACCUAUUCUUACUAAUAGAGUAGUUAUAGUUAGUAGUUACAUGUCAUUUUAGUUAGAGUACAUUGUCUUACAUUCAUAUUAUGAGUAGUUUCAAGAGUUGUCAUUUAGAGGAAAUCUUUUUCUUACAAAUAACAAUUAAUCUCAAGUGGAAUCUUAGUUGGGAACAAAUUUGUUGUGAAUUAGAAAUUUUAUGCAGAAUAUAUUUAUAAGAGAAAUGUUGAUCAACAUUGUCAACAUAGAUGAAGAAA